AUGCAAGAGUUGAGAAAUGACAUGAGACAGACGGAAACCGAGACAGUGCGUCUUCGACGUCAGCUUGAUGAAGUUGUUGCCAGAAUUGCAGAGAAUUUCGGGGACCCCCAAAAUAGUUUCCCUGAUCUGCCUUUGAUUAACGAAAUACCUCUCAUCAGUCAGUUCGAUAUUAUGAAGGAAUUUGAUGCUGUCAUGGAGCAACACUCGCUUCCUCAAGACCCCUUAAACGACUCAAAUAUCUCAAUGCAAGUCUUCUCAGCCGGAGAUGAUGACAAUAAACAGCCGGAAGAAGAUGAGAGUAGUGAUAGUGAGGAAGAGGGCUUCGCCAUAGCCGCGAGGGGAGGCUUCCGAGACCCUGCUGAUCUUGAAAAGAAUGGUUUGCGGCCGGUAUGGAGCACCUGGGAUGGCUAUCCUGGGGAGAUCCCGGAUGAUAUUGCUGAGUAUCUCGAUGAUGAUGGAGGCGCAGGUCCGAUCAAAAGCCUCUUUUGGAUUGGCGGCUAUGAUGAUAUCGUUGAAGCAAUCGACGAUCCUGCGUUUGUCAUCCAAGACGAAGUCCAGUUGGUGCCCUUCGGAGCCACCGUUGGAUAUCUCGUGGUCCGCUAUUGGGAGCAGGGUAAACUACCCGAAUACAUGAUGCUCCGAGAGAUGUACUAUGAUGCUUUUCUGGGCUUUCGGCACAAUUUUACCGUCUUCCCGGCGCAAGUGAACAGAAUCCCAAGCUCUAUAACGAACGACCCCCGGACACACAUACUACAGUCAUUGUACCCGCUCAGUAGGCCCCAGUGCCUCCCUCAAGCAGUACAAUGCUUCCGAGUGAAGGGGGAGAAGAACGAGGGCAAACAAACCAGAAACAUUCGAUCUUUGACUUCCGAUCUCUUCGACUCAGAUGAUUUGUGGUUUCGCGGUCUCACCUUGGCUGCGUUGACAUGCACACUCGCCUUCUUUAUUCCUGCACUGGCAACGAAGACACAUGAGAACGAAUUCGGACCAGGUAUUUACACAACCAACGACUUUCGAUAUGCACUCACAUAUUCUACUUUCACGGGGGCUGUAAUGGUCUUCAAAAAACCCGAUCUUCGGGGGCUCAAAGUUUGGGAGCCAACCGUUGAUCAAUGGAAUCAAUUGAUAGCGAUGUGGACCUGUUUACCUCUAUCUGGUGUAAGCGACAAAUUUCCACAGGAAUACAAGGAUGCAGACUUUAUUCGUGGACCGAUUUCUCAAUCAAACAAGAAGAGCAAUUUCCGCAAGAGAUGCGACAAAGACCAGCUUGUUGCAGUGAGCUACAAGGGGUGCGCGGUGUUGUCUGCGUCGCUCCACACAAUCAUCUACAUUGAACCCUGA
Molecule: messenger RNA, 1341 nt
Organism: Aspergillus clavatus NRRL 1
Lineage: Eukaryota; Fungi; Ascomycota; Eurotiomycetes; Eurotiales; Aspergillaceae
Exons: 2
Coding region: 1-1341 (446 amino acids)
Source: RefSeq, a predicted model, not a curated record